CAUGGCGCCGCGCAACGCCUGCCGCCUCCUCAGCAGCAGGGCGCGCGGCUUCUACGCCAGAGACGCCGGAGUGGCGCACAGGGCCAACAUGGGGCUGCUGCGGAGCAUCGUGUGCCAGGAAAGUACUAAAUUCAAGAAUGUUUGGACAACUCAUUCUACAUCUCCUAUUGCUUAUGAAAGAGGAAGAAUUUACUUUGACAAUUACCGGUGCUGUAUUAGCAGCAUUGCACAAGAGCCAAGAAUACUUUACCAAAAGCCAAAGUCUCCUAAAUCAGAAAAAAUAGAAGAUGCUUUAUUAUUGGAAUGCUCACUGGGGGAGACACUGCCAAGUCCAUCAGACUAUAAAUCUUCCCUGGUAGUCUUAACAGCUCAGAACUGGCUUCUACGUCUUUCUGCUGAUAGUGGAGAAAUAUUGGAAAAAAUAUACCUUGCUGGUUCCUGUUGCAAAUUCAGAUACCUGAGCUGGGAUACACCUCAAGAGGUAAUGGUUAUAAAGUCAUCUCAGAAUAAGCUACCUGCAGCAGCACAGCAGGCAGGUAUCCAACAAUCUGCAUUGUUCCAUCUUGCUGUAUUCCAAGUUUUACCCCUUUCAUUUAUUGGAAUGUUAGAAAUAAACAAAAAGAUAUUUGGCAAUAGUGUGACGGAUGUUGCUGUUUCUAAUGGAGUUCUGAUCAUAAUGCAUAGUAUGGGUCUGGUCAGGCUCUAUAACUUCCAGGCCAUCUCUGAAAAGUUCAUGGAAGAGACAUUUGAUUUGGGAAACAAAUUCAACUGGAAUGGUCAAGUGGGAAUUGUAGGAAAGUAUCCGUUUGGUCUUCCGUGUAACAUUAAAAUAACAGAUACACCACCUUUGCUAUUUGAAGUAUCUUCCCUGGAGAAUGCAUUUCAAAUUGGAGGUUACCCUUGGCAUUAUAUCAUCACACCUAACAAGAAAAAACAUAAAGGAGUCUUCCAUAUUUGUUCUCUGAAAGACAAGACUUUGGCAAAAAAUGGCAUACAAGAUAUGAAAUGCUGUUCACUGGAACCUGAUUGGAUAUAUUUCCAUCCAGAUAUGUCAGGUAGAAUAAUCCACGCUGGACCAAAUUUGAUAAAAGUUUUGAAGUUUAAGGAGGUUGAAAAUAAUAUAACUCAAAUGGAAAUUGCAGAAGAUUUUAUGAUUGUUGCCAACAGAGAAAACAGUGUGGACAGUGCUGUUACUGUAACAGCUUCUGGUCGAGUGGUGAAAAAACGUUACAACUUGCUGGAUGAUGACCCAGAGCAAGAGACAUUUAAAAUUGUGGACUACGAAGAUGAACUGGAUUUGUUAUCCGUUGUAGCAGUUACUCAAAUAGGAGCUGAGGGAAGAGCUCAUCUUGAUUUUCAUUGUAAUGAUCGUGGGAUUCUGCUAAAGAGUAUUCCAUUACUUGAGUCCUGGGAUGUGACCUACAGUCAUGAAGUUUACUUUGACAGGGACAUUGUGUUACAUAUAGAACAGAAGCCGAACAGGAGAUUCAGUUGUUAUGUUUACCAAAUGGUCUGCAGUACUGCAGAAGAAGAGGAAUGCUCAAGCCAUGAAAAAAUGAGAAGAGUUUCUUGUAAAAAAGGAGGGAGACUUUUUGAAUAUUCUUAACUUACAGAGACUUGCCAUGUGGAUAUUAUUUAAGAACUUCAUAAAUUGGAAAUAGUAGACUCCUGUCUCUCAACCAGUGUUUUAUUUUAUGCUACUCUCUGAGCAUAAGAGGUUUUAUUUCUUUUUAUGUUUUUUUUUUUACACUGUGGUAUAACAUGGUAUACUUAUCUAUAGUCCAUAAUUGCCUUUUCAUGUAUUCACCAGUCGCUCAUCCUGCUGAGUAUAGCAUUUAUUGCUCCUGUUCAUCAACUGGAGUGAAAUACAGGAUAGCAAGAAGACAGACAGAUUAUCAACAGAUUCCUGUCUACUGUGUUCUGUCGUAGUUUUAUCCA
This is a messenger RNA of Nothoprocta perdicaria, 1938 nucleotides long. It is a transcript of the gene DCAF17, whose product is annotated as DDB1 and CUL4 associated factor 17. The record is from RefSeq and is a predicted model, not a curated record. Gene Ontology annotation, biological process: protein ubiquitination. Gene Ontology annotation, cellular component: Cul4-RING E3 ubiquitin ligase complex. The transcript has 14 exons. The coding region runs from base 2 to 1606 and encodes 534 amino acids. NCBI's taxonomy places the organism in Eukaryota, Metazoa, Chordata, Aves, Tinamiformes, Tinamidae.